AUAACAUAACAUUUUCCUAUUACACAUAUGCGUAGUAAAAUUACAAUGAACCCUCUAGUUGUUGGUCGUGUAAUUGGAGAUGUUUUGGAUAACUUUACAGAUUCUGUGUCUCUAAGGGUUAUUUAUGACAAUAACAAAGAAGUCAUCAACAGUGGUGAGCUCAAACCCUCCCAAAUUGUCAACCCACCAAGAGUUCAAGUUGGUGGAAAUGACUUCAGGACUCUAUACACUCUGGUCAUGGUAGACCCUGAUGCACCAAGCCCUAGUGACCCAAAUAUGAGGGAAUACCUGUAUUGGAUGGUGACCAACAUUCCAGCGACUACAGGGACAACAUUCGGUCAAGAGAUAGUGAGCUAUGAAAAUCCAAGACCAACAUCAGGGAUUCAUCGUGUGGUUUUUGUGUUGUUUCGACAACCUUGUAGACACACAAUAUUAGCUCCAGGGUGGCGCCAGAAUUUCGUCACUAGAGAUUUUGCUGAAGUUUAUAAUCUUGGUUUACCUGUUGCUGCUCUCUAUUUCAAUGUUCAACGAGAAACUGGUUCUGGUGGAAGGAGGAUGAUCAUAUAAUACUAAUAAAAUUAAAAAGUAAUAAAUAAUAAUAA
This is a messenger RNA of Cicer arietinum (chickpea), 602 nucleotides long. RefSeq names its product protein FLOWERING proteinUS T (gene FT-B). NCBI's taxonomy places the organism in Eukaryota, Viridiplantae, Streptophyta, Magnoliopsida, Fabales, Fabaceae. The record is from RefSeq and is a predicted model, not a curated record.